This is a messenger RNA of Athene cunicularia (burrowing owl), 7516 nucleotides long. RefSeq names its product dehydrogenase/reductase 12 (gene DHRS12). The record is from RefSeq and is a predicted model, not a curated record. Lineage: Eukaryota; Metazoa; Chordata; Aves; Strigiformes; Strigidae.
AUGGGGUUGUUUGUCCUGUUUCUGUCGGUUCCUGGACAUCUGGCGGUUAUCUUGCACAAGCGGAGCAUCUAUGAGACUUCUUCCAAGCACUUCUGUCCAGCUGAUGUGGAGGUGAACGUGGCUGGAAGAUCCUUUCUGGUCACUGGUGCAAACAGUGGCACUGGCAAGGCCACAGCCAAAGCGGUAGUGAGGAGAGGUGGCACAGUUCAUCUGGUUUGCCGAAAUAUGGAGCGGGCUGAGACCGCCGAAGGAGAAAUAGUGACAGAAACAGGUAAUCAGAAUAUCUUCUUGCAUAUUGUGGGUAUAUCUCAUCCCAAGGAAAUCUGGAAGUUUGCUGAAAAAUUUAAAAAUGAACAUAAAUUUGUCUUACAGAGCAACAAUGCAGUAUAUAUGGUGAAUAAAGAGUUAACUGAAGAUGGACUUGAAAAAAACUUUGCAACAACCACUUUGGGUACCUAUGUUCUGACAACUGCCCUGCUGCCCCUCCUGGAAAAAGAAGCUGAUACCAGAGUGAUAACUGUCUCUUCUGGGGGCGUGCUAGUUCAAAAAUUAAACAUAUCUGACUUGCAAUUGGGAAAUGGGUCAUUUGGUGGAACUAUGGUGUAUGCACAAAAUAAGAGGCAGCGAGUUGUCUUGACAGAACAAUGGGCAGAAGCUCACAGAAACAUCCAUUUCUCUGUUAUGCAUCCUGGCUGGGCAGACACUCCAGCAGUGAGAUCAUCAAUCCCAGACUUCUAUCAGAAGAUGAAGAAUACCCUGCGCACAGAGACACAGGGAGCUGAUACUGUUGUAUGGUUGGCAGUAUCAUGGGAAGCCACAAAGUGACCAAGCGGCUUGUUCUUCCAAGACAGGCAACCAGUCCCUACACACUUAACACUGGCAAGCACCCACAGUUGACCAAAGGAUGAGGAGAAGCUAAUGGAGGUGCUGGAAAAGUUCUCCCUGAAGUUUAAAUCCAACUCUCCAAGAUCUUAGUGUCACCGCUGGUACAGUGUAACCACAAAGCUUCUAAUUACACAUUAACAGUACUGUAGUGCGCCUGCUGUUGAGGGAAGUAGGAUGCCAUAGGCCUGUUAAAAAUAAAUUGGGUUCAGGUGUUCUCAUCAUGGGGCAGAGUGGUGCCUGCAACAUUUUUUUUCUGCUGCCAAGAGUCUCUCCCAUUGUGAAUAUGCACCUGCUGUCUCAAGGUUGUGUUCUCUGAAUUGGAAGAAGAAUUGGGAGGCAUUAAAAUAAAACUCAAGGCUUUGUGAAGUUGCCCAAAAUAAUUUAAAACACUCAGCACAGAAAUGCAGAGGAGUGUAGCUUCAGUAGCCCUUGUGAUUGACUUCAGGAAAGAAGUAGUAAAUGUUUUAUACUGUGUUUGACAGGUUGGUGGCUUCCUUCACUGCAUGAGGGUGACUGGGCUCCAGCCUGUAACUGGGAAUGCAGAAGCUCUUGCACUGCAUGCUUAGUUUAAAUGGAAGGAUUCCUCACGGCCUUCAGUUUCUGUAAAUCAAUGCUGGUAUGCAGAAUUGAUCUGCUACCUCAUGUUUAAACAGCAAGAAUUUAGGAACACUGCCAAAUGCCUUCCACAUUACUUUAUGGAGCCAGGGCUGAAUAUUAUCCCAUUUAUGUCAAGCCACCACGAAGUAGGAGGUUUCAGCACAUACCACACCCAGACAUGGCUGAACCCAGCAGAGAAAUGGCUGUGUGACUCUAGACAUGAAAAGAAAUAACAUGCUAAGCUGUAUGUGCUUGCCAUUUCUGUGAAACAUAAAAGGGAAUUGCUUUAUCAUUAUUAAUGGGUUAAGAGGGGGAAGGGAACACUGUGGGACACAUGAUUUAGAGGAGUCAUCCACCUCCUGAUGAGAGGGUUGUUAUUUUGCCUGGAACUGUUUAUGUCCAGACACAGAGGAUGGGAUUUGUCUUACCUGACCUGUGGACAUUUAAAUUACUCAUUGGGAUUCUCACUGUAAAUCAGUAGAGAGAGAACAGGCCCUUUUCACCAUGAUUUAGUGGAUCUAGUUUAAGAAACACCAUCUACAUCUUUCUACUGAUGGUGAAGACAAUCCGCUCAGACUAAGACAUUCAGGUGGGAUUCAUUUUGUCUUACAUAUUUCAGAUUUACUGCAAAGCCAAGACUAUUAAUAACAAUAGCAGUAACACAUUUUCUCCUGAACUGAGUGUGUUUGAUAGCAAGCAGCGUACAGAACCCAACCAAGUUGCACUGCUGUUUUACACAUGGCUGCAGACUAGCGUGGUAGGACAAAAGACCUAGACACAAAUAUAACAAACAGAGGCCUUCUUGAGCUCUCUACAGUGACUAGUAGCUAAAGGCCAUGCUGCUGGGCAAUGGAGAACUUGUUAUGUCUGCUUUACAUAAUUUAGUUUCCCAAAUGAUAUACUACUGGCUGAUGGCAUUUACUCAUUAUUCAGACAUCCUAUUAAGUGUCAGUUUACAAAAAAAACCUUCUCUCUUCAGCCUAUUGUCAGUCUCCUUGGAAAUAAAAGCUUUACUGUCAGAGAGACCCUGAAAUAAGUUUUCCCAUGAUAAGCAGUGCUGAGACAAGUCAGGCUGCCACAGCUCUUCCUGAAGAGGCUGGAUCAGCAUUCAAACUAUAGCUUAAUUUUAGAAACUUAACUUCUCGCAUUGCAGUGAAAGAAAACAACAGCAAGGCUUGUACAGAUGUUUAUUUCCUAGAAGCCUGGUAUUAACAUUUUACACAGUUCAAACUGUUAAAUACAGUUACUGAAAACAAGAGCACUGGCUGGAAGCACAUACAGUAACUACAUUUCUCAAACCAGUAGCUGCAAGGCUAACAUAAACAUUUGCAUACUUGAGUAUUUAAGUCAGGUUGCCUCUCAGCUCCGCAGUAGGGAAGAAAAGUUUAAUGACUGGUAUUUAAAUAGUUCAUAAAAAUAACUAAAAGUGCACAAUAUAUAUAUAUAUAUAACACAUAUAUUUUAGUCAACAUUCUGUACUGGUGUAUUUGAAUAGCCUAUAUUUUUCUUUUUAGUCAGAGUUUAAAAAUGAAGCCAAAGGUAUGAAAACUGCUUUAAUCGAAGUUUGGUCACAGUGAAAAAGAGCCAGAUAGUAUGGUUUAAGAGCACUUGUGAUUUUAAAAAGAAUUAAAACACAGAACAGCAAUUAGAAACAAAGUCCAGAGUCUCCCACGCUUUGGUAUUAUGGUCCCAUUGAUGCUUUAUUUCAGCCCUUCUCCACAAGAGCAAGUGCAGUAUGUGGCUGUAAAGCCAGCAAGAUGCUUUGUGCUAAUGCAAUUCAGAAUGAUUUGGACCUGCAUGUAAGCAAAUACCUUUAGUGCCACCUAUAAAAUUUUAGGGGCAAGAGAAAAAACAGCACCCAGUGACAGAUUACCAGAAAUAGGUGGUGCAAAUUCUUGCUAAGCAGUGCAUGCUGAGGACUUCAGUACGCACCUGGUUUAUAGGAGCCGAAUGACAAGCACAGCAGCUGUUCUUACUGCCCUUCCCUUUCCACGCUCAGCCCAACACUUCUUGCGUCAGCUUUCAGGCUUACAUGACUCUGACCUCAGUUGUUUAUUCACAUUCUGAAGGUUUUCAAAUUUUUCUUCAUUUUGUGAAGUUGCCUAGUUGGAAGGUUUUUGCUCUUGGGUAUUUUGCACAGAGAGUAAUGUAGCACCACAGACCACAUGUAGUCAUUUCCCCAUGUCCUGAUGGAAGGGCACGGCCCAUCAGCAGAGCACUGAAUGUGGUGAUGCAGGGGCACCUGAAGCAUUUCUUUGUCUCGGGUGAAAAUUUUGGGAGGUCAGUAUAACAGAUAUCAGAUAAUUUUGUAAGCUGCAUUUCCUCUUCUCAUAAGUUUUAUUUCUAGGCCAUAUUUAUUCUUCAUAAAAAAAACCCAAAAUGAGACAACUUGUGGUUGAUUAAAGGUAUAAACAAUUGUUUGUUGUCUGCCUUUGAAUAGCAGGGCAUUCCCAUAUAUACCUCACUAUUUUGGAAUAAAUUGCAACUACCAACUGCUUGCAUUUUCACCAACACACCCGCCAGCUUCUGUGCUGUCCUAACUCUCCACACUUAAACGGUUCCAUUUCCUGGGAACAAGAUGCAAGCAGGGACCCCCCUUCCCAUUAAACAAGACUCAGGUGGGAUGUUGAACAUGACCUGCCUGGGCUCAAGGAGGGGAGUUUUGCUGUGGACUUCAAUGUAGACAGACUAAGUCAGUGCUGAAAAUCUCCAUGUAAACAAUUUAUUUGGUGGGACACGGCCCUGGGCCAGACAUUUCAAUUCAAAUACUGACUGUAUUUUUGGAAUAACAGAGCAUUUUUUAAAGCCAUAGCAGUAGGAGCAGUACUAGUUUUCAUUAACCAAUGUUUAACCUGGUGGUCAUUGACCCCAGUGGAGAAGGAUAGCUAUAAAUCAGUUUAAUCCACAAGUUCCUUUUGCCCAUGAGCUUCUAUUCCCUGUGUGUGUUGUGCUCUCACACUCCCUGCAAAAAUAAAGCACCCCUUCUCAUGACACCAGAUCCUACAUACCUAAAAUUAGUGCUGGUCAGCAUCCACCCACUGUCUUUUUAAACAAGCUGUUACCACUCUGACUGGCGAUGAGAAGCUUCAGAUCUCUCUUGGCUCAGCUCAGAGUAUUUCCCCGUUUGUCUAUCAAUCAGGCUUACAUCUCUUCUUUUGUUGGGAGAGGUAGUUCUGGGUGUGUUUGGGCAGACCCAGGACUGAUUACAGGAGAUAAUUUUGAAAUGCAAAUAAGACAACUUGAAAACUCAGUACUGCUGCAGUCAUCCUAGCAGCACUGGUCUAGACAAUGAGAGAAAGAAAGCAUUGAAAAGGGGAGGAGUCUGAUGGGGAGCAACUGUAACAAAAACACUUCUGGGAGCAAAAGUGACCAAAUCCAAGAACUUCAAUUUGUGAAGUAGGUCAGUGUUUAUGUUCCUCUCUCUAGAGGGAGCCAUCAGAUAAACGUUAGGAAAAAUGAUGUAUUCUUGUAAAAGAAACUUGUUCUCUCUCAAGACAAAAGCUGAUGCACAGCCUUACAAAGAGACAUGGUGUCAGCAUGGCUAAAGGUCUCCAGCAGGCCAGAUUUUCAGCCUGCCGCUGUGAGAAACAACUCAAACCUUUGCUGUGCCAGCAGAGACAGGGGUAUGUCACAGAUAAAAACACUGUCAAAACAGAGGAAGAAUGGUAAAAGCUGCACUGGUGCAAACUUAAGGGAGGGAGCUCCCAGGAAGUGGCAUUUUCCUUGAUGAUUAAAAAUCAUCUUGAGCAUCUCCCCCUUUAAUUUCCAGUUGAGAAUCCACAAUCCACAGGGAGCCUUGGGGUGAUGCAGAAAAUUGUGCGAUACUUUCACUGCCCAAACAUCCUGCUUCCCUUGGCUGCUCACCUGCUGCCAGGUGGUCGGAGGGAGAAUUUGUCAUGGCAAAGGAAUGACCCUGUGUGCCCAUACACUAGUGGUCAGGUUUAUGCCAUCUCACAGAGCAGGUAGAAGAGUGUCCAGUUAGAACUCAAUAACUCAAAUUCCUCAUUACAAAUCUCAACAGAGAGAAGGAAAAGUAAUAGCCAGAAACUGAUAGAAAUUAAUUUAGUGGGGUUCAAGUAGCACAAUUUAUUCAAUUAUGUUGGAGAUACUGCUUUACAUAAUGGGACAGAACUAUAAAGUAUUAUACUAAGCAGAAAAGAUGGUCAAACUGCUGAGCAGUAUUCCUAGAAAACACUGACUUGAACAAAAGCCAGUAGAAGAAUUUUAUGUUAAAAAAGCCUUAUGCCAAAAGACAAUGAAGCCCACAAGAUGCUGGUCAAUAUGGUGAAGUUAACUUACCAAUUAGUGAGUCAGAAGCAAUGCUCAGCCGUUGGAACACUAAACCAUACUUGAAACUAGUGGUAACAACAAAGAUGAAUCAAGUUUAUGUAACUAAUUUUUUUUCUGAAACUUUCUGGAUUACUUGGUGUUGACAACCCCACCAAGUUUUCUUGGAAGAGGACAAAGUAGAGGUGUUAAUGAUGUGUCUUUCACAUCUGAGGGAAGCCCUGACCUGUUAUAAAAUGCUUGGUUUUGGUUAGUAUCUGCAGAGGUGUUGAAUUCAGUGAACUGGGAUGAACAAAUUGUGUAAAGAAGCCUGCAAAGUACAAAGAUGAUAAAACUUAUAAUAAAUUCAGAUUAUUUAAUGUAUAGGGAACAAGUAUCUGGAGAGAGGUAAAACCUCUAUCUUCAUAAGGUCUGACACAUCUUCUGCACCGUAUCAAUAGUGAUGUGUAAGACUCUUCCCCAUCAUUUUAAUGUUGAAGUACUUACACAUUUAAUGCAUUUCUUACAGCACUACUUGAGGUAGAAAAAUACUAUUGAGCAAUUAAACCAAAGAACAAGAAAUUGAAGUCAGAUCUUCACAGACUCAAUCUGCUAUCCCAUCACUAGAACAACUUUUCUCAUGGCUUCUGGAUCCACACCAGGGCUGCUGGUCAGCUUACAAUGCUGAGACAGGGGAUGGCUCAGCUUUGUACAGUUCUGAUGAAUAUUCAUUUCUACACUACUGGCUCUUUUUGUAUGCUGAUAACAUUCUCUCUUGGCAUCUCUUAUUGCAAAGACUUUGCCAGUAAACUGUGCUCUCUUGUUUACAUUUUGUUUGUUUUGAGUUCAAUGUCCCCACAUGGUACCAAUUUCAAGGCCUUUGAACUCAACCUCUUUCUGUUCUUAGCAGCACAAUGCUGUCCUGAAGCACAGAAAAUUUCAGUGAUGGCUGAAGACUGGUCACAAGGGAAAAAUCCCCCAAACUGGGAAAAGUCACAUGUGACCAUACAGAAUUAAUCUCAAACUUAAAUUCCAGAACUUCAGGUUAUUGUCAACCUAGGGACCACUUUUUUCUUCUGAGGAGCAAAUAAUUCCUGCCAAAUUUCACAUGCAAUUUUGAAGAGAAAAAUCUGUUUCUUCCUCAAUAUUACACAAGAGGUCAAUGCUGAAGGGAUUUAGCACAUUAAUCCAGCCUGAAAAAAGGAUCAAGUUUGUUGUUACUGUUGCAUACUAUCAUCACAUUUAGAAAUAAAGUCUCCUAAAUCCUAAUUGAAAACAUGCCAUGUGCUCAAGGUGGUCUCCUGGAAAGGACAUGUCCCUGUAAAACCACACAUUGUAGACCUACUUCCUGUGUGCUACAAAACAGAAUUUCAGUUGUUACCCAAAUCCUACUGGGAACAAUGAGGACAUAUAUAUGUAGCACUUGCUAAUUUGUUAGUACCCCUAGUAUUUUAGAUUUAAAGAAAGAGACAUAUUUUAAUUUUUUUAAAAACAAUUUUAGAAAAAAUUCCUAACCCAUGCAGUAGACAUGGACAUUAAGCGGACUUUGAAUUACAGAAUGGUUGAGGUUGGCAGGGACUUCUGGUCCAACCUCUCAUGCUCAAGCAGGGACACCUAGAAACAGUUGCCCAGGACCAAGUCCAGUCAGCUUUUGAAGACCUUCAAUGAUGGAGACUCCACAACCUCUCUGGGCAACCUGUUCCACUGCUCGGUCACCCUCACAGUGGAAAAGUGUUUUCUGAUGUUCACAGGGAAUCUCCUGUGUUUC